Ictalurus furcatus (blue catfish) is the source of this 2343-nucleotide messenger RNA. RefSeq names its product solute carrier family 6 member 2 (gene slc6a2). Gene Ontology annotation, biological process: sodium ion transmembrane transport; dopamine uptake involved in synaptic transmission. Gene Ontology annotation, cellular component: neuron projection; presynaptic membrane; neuronal cell body membrane. Gene Ontology annotation, molecular function: norepinephrine:sodium symporter activity; dopamine:sodium symporter activity. The coding region runs from base 215 to 2062 and encodes 615 amino acids. Lineage: Eukaryota; Metazoa; Chordata; Actinopteri; Siluriformes; Ictaluridae. The record is from RefSeq and is a predicted model, not a curated record. The transcript is spliced from 14 exons.
UUAUCAGUUCACUAACUUUGUUUCCAAUCAUCCUUUCCUCUGUCUCUCUUCUACAGCUGAUGAAGCAGAGGAGCAGGCUAGCCAAGACCAUAAACUCGUCCUUAUCAUCCUCCUCUCCAGCAUCAUCAACAUUAUCAUCAUCGCCAGUGCCGACUCGAGCGCCGGUCACCUGUCCCGCCUUUCUCCAGGCACCGGGUGCACAUCAGAGGUCAUCAUGAACGUGCAGGUGAUGCCCGAGCACAAGCUGGCGUCGGUGGCCCCUCUCAAACCGUACGCCGUGGAGAAGAAGGAUGUGGAGCUCAUCCUGGUUAAAGAGCGCAACGGUUUGCAGUACACGAGCUCCCGCACGAGCACGUGCACCGAAAUGCCGGAGCGCGAGACUUGGGGCAAGAAACUGGACUUCCUCCUCUCUGUCAUCGGCUUCGCCGUGGACCUGGCCAACGUGUGGAGGUUCCCUUAUCUGUGCUAUAAAAACGGCGGAGGAGCCUUUCUGAUCCCGUACACCAUGUUCCUGUUCAUCGCGGGAAUGCCGCUGUUUUACAUGGAGCUGGCUUUGGGGCAGUAUAACAGAGAAGGGGCAGCCACUGUGUGGAAGAUCUGCCCUGUUUUCAAAGGUGUUGGUUAUACCGUGAUCAUCAUAGCUUUGUAUGUGGGCUUCUACUACAACGUCAUUAUAGCAUGGUCUCUGUACUAUCUGUUCUCCUCAUUCACGAGUGAUCUGCCCUGGCAGCACUGUAACAACACAUGGAACAGCGACAUGUGCAAAGACCCCAAGCUCAUCAAAAACAUCUCUCUCCUGGCUAAUGCUACCUACGCCAAGUACAAGCGAACGCCUGCUGCUGAGUUCUACGAACGAGAAGUACUGCGCCUCCAUGAGAGUCAAGGCAUAGAUGACCUGAAAGAACCUCGCUGGGAGCUGUCCCUUUGCCUUGUGGUGGUCAUCUUUAUUCUCUACUUCAGCCUGUGGAAGGGCGUAAAGUCCUCUGGAAAGGUGGUGUAUAUCACUGCCACCAUGCCCUAUAUUGUACUUGUGGUGCUGCUGAUCCGUGGCAUCACACUACCUGGUGCUAUGAACGGAAUCCGUGCAUACCUCCACAUUGACCUCAAUAAGCUCAACAAUCCUCAAGUUUGGAUUGAAGCUGCCACUCAGAUUUUCUACUCUCUUGGAGCUGGUUUUGGUGUGCUUAUUGCCUUUGCCAGCUACAAUAAAUUUGACAACAACUGCUAUAGGGACGCCCUCCUGACCAGCACCAUAAACUGCAUCACCAGUUUCUUCUCAGGGUUUGCCAUCUUCUCAGUGCUGGGCUACAUGGCUGAUAAGCAUGGCAUCAGCAUUAAGGAAGUGGCCACAGAUGGGCCUGGGCUCGUGUUCAUCAUCUACCCGGAGGCCAUUUCCACUCUCCCUGGCUCCACUUUCUUUGCCAUAUUCUUCUUCAUCAUGCUUCUAACCCUAGGCAUUGACAGCUCUAUGGGUGGCAUGGAAGCAGUCAUUACUGGACUCUCAGAUGAUUUCAAGAUCCUAAGGAGAAACAGGAAAUUGUUCACCUUCAUCACUGCAUUUGGGACCUUCCUGGUUGCCUUAUUGUGCAUUACAAAAGGAGGGAUCUAUGUCUUCACCCUAUUAGACCACUAUGCUGCAGGGACAUCCAUUUUGUUUGGGGUUCUUGUGGAGGCCAUAGGAGUGUCCUGGUUCUAUGGGGUGGACAGAUUCAGUGAAGACAUUGAACGGAUGAUGGGCUUCAAGCCAGGACUCUACUGGAGGCUUUGCUGGAAGUUUGUCAGUCCUAUUUUUCUGCUGGUUGUGGUGAUUGCCAGCAUUGCCACUUCCAACACUAUGGAAUAUGAAAACUACAUCUUUCCUAGCUGGGCUACUUUGGUGGGCUGGGGCAUUGCCCUUUCCUCUAUGAUCUUCGUACCACUCUAUGCCAUCUACAAGUUCCUCAGUGUGCCAGGCACCUUCAAGCAGAGGAUAGCGUACUGUAUUACACCAGAGCACGAAUAUCAUCUGGUGGCAGAGGGAAACGUCAGGCAGUUCAAGCUCAAACACUGGCUUGCCAUUUGAUGUGACCAUUGGCGCUGGAAUGCCAUCAAAAAUCCCAGGCCGCUGAUGUGCCAUGUGUGGAACCUGAGAGAAAUGUGCCUCCAGUGAAGUGGACAAAGCAAAGCGAUGACGUCUGUGUGUCUCAACCACGUACCCUAUUGUCUGCACAACACUGCUUCUGUCCUGUGGGUCUCUUUUUCUCAUUGGUAGAGAAAAAGUGUUUUUAUGUCUGUAUUUUGUUUGUUUUUAUUAUUAUUGUUAUUAUUGUUGUUUUUGUUGUUAAAAUGAUUUUUAAAACAUGA